Molecule: messenger RNA, 984 nt
Organism: Purpureocillium lilacinum
Lineage: Eukaryota; Fungi; Ascomycota; Sordariomycetes; Hypocreales; Ophiocordycipitaceae
Source: RefSeq, a predicted model, not a curated record
AUGGUCACCCUUCAAACCGUCCAGGCUUCCAACGACCGUCUCAAGGAGACAGCUGCUGGCCUCGUCGCCGUUUUCCUUGGCGCGACGUCCGGCAUUGGUCAAAAUGCUCUGAGGCAAUUCGUCGAGCGCACUGUCGAGCCGCGGGUAUACAUCGUCGCCAGAAAUGCGACAGCCAUCUCACCCUUCAUUGAGGAGCUGCGGAGCAAGAACCCAGGCGGAAAAUACGAGGUCAUCGAGAAAGAUGUCUCUCUGGUGAAGAACGUGGAUGAGGUCGCCGCCAUCGUCAAAGCCAAGGAGACCAAGCUAGAUCUUCUCUUCCUAUCCGUUGGCUUCUUCUCAUUUGACGGCCGUCAAGACACAAGCGAAGGAUUGGACGCUUCCUUGACCACCAGAUAUUACUCUCGGCUGCGCAUCACUCAGCUUUUGCUGCCUUUGCUCAAUGCCUCCUCAAGCGCGCACGUCAUGUCUGUCCUCGCUGGCGGGCUCGAAGGCCCGAUCAACGAAGACGACCUCUCGCUCUCCGACCCCAAGAACUUUUCCGUCAGCGCCGGCAACAGCCACUCCGCGACCAUGUUAACGCUGUCAUUCGAGCACCUCGCUCGCGAGAAUCCCACCGUCAGCUUUGUGCACGCGUUCCCUGGGCUGGUAUCUACCCCGCUACUGGGCCGAACUAGCAGCGGAUUAAUAGGCACGGUGCUUCGCUGGGUGGUCAUGCCAUUGUUGAAGCUCUUUGUUGCAACGCCUGCCGAGGCGGGUGCGAGAGCGCUAUUCCACGCUACGAGCGCCCGGUAUAGCGUCGAUGGCGGGCUCGUCCCUCUUCUCGAAGGCGUGGAGAAAGCCACCAAAAGCAAGGGCGGUGUGUUCCUCGUCGAUGCCAAGGGCGAGAGUGCCGACAACGAAAAGGUGCUCGAGGAUUUCAGGCGCAGGGGCGUGGAUAAGCUUGUCUGGGAACAUACGAUGGAAGUGUUUGGCUCAGUACAGUAA